This is a messenger RNA of Lithohypha guttulata, 1173 nucleotides long. RefSeq lists its product as uncharacterized. The record is from RefSeq and is a predicted model, not a curated record. Gene Ontology annotation, cellular component: cytosol. Gene Ontology annotation, molecular function: aldose reductase (NADPH) activity. Bases 1 to 1173 code for a protein of 390 amino acids. The transcript is spliced from 2 exons. Lineage: Eukaryota; Fungi; Ascomycota; Eurotiomycetes; Chaetothyriales; Trichomeriaceae.
AUGCCGGAAGGUGACGACAAUAUCGAGGACAAUCACUUCACCUCCCAAGUCUUAGAGCUCUUCACCACUGCUAGUUGCUUUCCGAGCACCUACUUCUUGCUCUGUCCAACCAUGAAGACAACCACAGUCCUCUCCCUCCUAGGAGCUUGUGUUACGGUGCAAGCCUCAGAUAAAGCCAAGCCACCUCAAGAGCCCAUCAGGCCCUCACCACCAUCUCACUCACCUAUAUCAACCAUUCCAUCCGUGGGUCUAGGACUCUGGAACAGCAAGGGCAAAAACGCUACCCACGCAAUUCUUGCCGCAUUCGACAGCAACUACGACCAUCUUGACGGUGCAGCCGCAUACAGCAAUGAAGAAUAUGUCGGCCUGGCCCUAUCCGACAAAUCAUCUCCAGACCGAAGCAAAUACUGGCUAACCUCCAAGCUCUGGAACACAAUGCACAAGCCAGAGAACGUGCCCAAAGCGUUCAACAAGACUCUAUCAGAGGUUAACAGUACCUAUCUGGACCUCUACCUCAUGCACUGGCCAGUCGCCUUCCUGCCCGACCAAGGUGGACGCACCAUCGUCGACGACGACACCAGCAUAGUCGACACCUGGAAAGCAAUGGAGACGCUGGCAUCCGCCUACCAAGCCAGCAACGGUGCAUAUGGCGCUCGAUACAUCGGCAUAUCCAACUUCUCCCCACGACAAAUCGACCAAAUUCUCAAAACAUGUACUAUUUGUCCCUAUGCACACGAAUUCGAGACUCACCCAUACCUCCAGCAGCAAGAGUUCAUCAACUGGCACCACAAGCACGACAUCAAAGUCAUUGCAUACUCACCUUUAGCCAAUCUCAACCCAACAUACAAGGAUGUCAAGCCGGAUCUGCCACCGAUCCUAAAGGAUAGAUUUUGGGUGUCGCUGGCGGACAAGAAGAAUGUCACUGUUGCUCAGGCAGUUCUUGGCUGGGGCGUUGCUCGAGACACGAUUGUGAUUCCGAAGAGUACGCAUGCUAAGCGGAUUGAGGAGAAUAUUGAGGCGUUGAAGGUCAAGUUUUCUGAGAAGGAGUUGAAGGAGAUUGCGAACGAGGAUAAGAGGAUCAGAUUUAAUGAUCCUAGUAGUGGUUGGGGAGUCGAGUUGUUUGAGGGCCUAGAUGGAGCCAAGGGUCGUCCCACCAUAAGUCAGGAGCUUUGA